CAUGUUAAAAUCUUCAUGCUUCGUCGAUUGACUCGCCAACUCACCUUUCUCAACUCGGCCGAGUCGAACCGGUUCAUAUUAACCGGCUCACCGUACCGUCGUCAUUUGCCGGUCAAAUCUGUCCCCGUUAAUUUUCCCGUCGUAGGUCCUUCGUCUUUAUCGAUCUCUGUGAAGUGCAAAUCUUCCUCCUCCUACUCGGCGGUCAUCGGGAGGCGUAUGCCGGUGGAGAUGAGUUCUAGUCCGAUGACGGCGUCGGUUGUGGAGGAUUUUGUUCACGUUGAUGGAGAAGUUGCUAAUUUGAAUUCGGAAGGCUCGGAAGCGAGUGUUGUGGAGGAGCAAGGAGCUGAAGAGGUAAUUUCGGCGAAUGUAGAAGGUGAAGGAGAAGGAUAUGAAAGGAAGGUUUUGCCGGAGGAAUUGUCGAGGAGUGUAAUGAUGCUAACUUGUGAUUCUUCUGCCAAUGGAGGCAUUUGCGAUGUGUAUGUUGUUGGCACUGCUCACGUUUCUUCGGAAUCCUGCCAAGAAGUUGAAGCAGUGAUCAAUUUCUUGAAACCAGAGGUUGUCUUCUUGGAGUUAUGCUCAGGUCGGGUGGGUAUACUCACACCUCAGAAUUUAAAGGUACCAACAAUGGGAGAAAUGGUGGAGAUGUGGAAGAAAAAACAAAAUCUGUUUGGGAUACUCUACAGCUGGUUUCUUGCCAAGGUUGCUACCAAGCUUGAGGUUUUUCCCGGGGCUGAGUUUCGUGUGGCAUAUGAAGAAGCAAUGAAGUACGGUGGUAAAGUGAUUCUUGGUGACCGGCCCGUGCAAGUGACAUUACGAAGAACAUGGGCAAAAAUGCCACUUUGGCACAAGACAAAAUUGGUGUACUCUCUAUUGUUCCAAGCAGUUUUUUUACCAAAGCCUGAAGAUCUCGUCAAAAUGUUGAAGGAUAUGGAUGAUGUUGACAUGUUGACUCUUGUGAUUCAAGAAAUGAGCAAGCAGUUCCCUACUCUUAUGGAUACCCUAGUUCAUGAACGAGAUCAGUUUAUGUCAUCAAUGUUACUAAAAGUUGCCCGUGAACACAGCUCUGUUGUCGCAGUUGUUGGCAAGGGUCACCUUCCAGGAAUCAAGAAGAACUGGGAGCAACCUAUUGAGGUUAAGGAACUACUAUCAAUACCGUCACCCAAACCUCUCAUAACUGUUUCGAAGAUUGUGACAACCCUUGGAGUUGCUGUUGCAGGAGUCGCGAUAAUAUCUGGCAUUUACGUUUCAAGCAAGAAAUAAUCAUCAGAGGUUUUAAAUCCAACUGUCGGUAGGGCGUUGAAUAUGAACAUCAUCAAGGCUUUCUCUUGUGACUUUCAAUAUUUGAGAGCCAUGAACUGUUACUACUUCUCUUGUGCAUUUUCAGCAUUUGAGUCAGUACACAGAGAAUAGGAAUUUGUCAUUUUGCAAUUUUUUCUGAAUAUCUGAACUCUAAACAGUUGGUCGCGGCACGAAUAAUUGGUUAAAUAUGGCAGAAUGUUGAUAACAUGACAACAUCAAGUGAAAAGAAUUUAUACAAAAAUUUGUGUUCCUUCA
Molecule: messenger RNA, 1554 nt
Organism: Solanum pennellii
Lineage: Eukaryota; Viridiplantae; Streptophyta; Magnoliopsida; Solanales; Solanaceae
Product: traB domain-containing protein-like
Source: RefSeq, a predicted model, not a curated record